Messenger RNA from Monomorium pharaonis (pharaoh ant), 1258 nucleotides. Its product is annotated as retinol dehydrogenase 13. Lineage: Eukaryota; Metazoa; Arthropoda; Insecta; Hymenoptera; Formicidae. The transcript has 6 exons. The coding region runs from base 310 to 1203 and encodes 297 amino acids. The record is from RefSeq and is a predicted model, not a curated record.
AACAUGUGAACGUGUCCAUGCCCUAAGCAUGGACGACGUGCUUGCCGGAGGCCGGAGUUUCUGCUGGUUGCUGUUUGGUUAUGCUUUUUUAACGAAUCUGAAUUUUGUUUCUUUAGUCUUGUCAACGAAUUGAAAUUCGGUGAAAAUGCCCUGGAAACUUCCGAAACCGCUUAUUUACGCUUCUGUAGCGGCGACUACUGUCGGCGUGGCGUAUCUGACAAAAUAUGAUAUUAACAAGUGGACAAGUAAUUUUUUUUUCAUUGCUUUUUGACAAUAUAAAAGUGAUUAUGACGGAAUUAUAGGGAUUACAUGGGAGGUGCAAAGUACAAAGGAAAAGAGGAUCUAACUGAUAAAAUAGUCAUUGUAACAGGAGCCAAUUCCGGCAUUGGAAAGGAGACAACCCAAGAGUUAGCCAGACGUAAUGCAAAAGUUAUUAUGGCAUGCAGGGACAUGGAAAAAUGUGAAACGGAACGCCGAAAUAUUGUACUCGAAACAAAGAAUAAGUAUGUUUACUGCAGGAAGUGUGACUUAGCGUCGCAAGAUAGUAUUAGGACAUUUGUUAAGCAAUUUAAGAAAGAAUUUAAUAAGCUUCAUAUACUUAUUAAUAAUGCUGGCGUAAUGAGAUGCCCAAAGAGUUAUACUCAAGAAGGCAUCGAGAUGCAGCUUGGGGUCAAUCACAUGGGACACUUCUUGCUCACAAACUUACUGCUGGACAUCCUGAAAGCAUCCAUGCCAGCCAGAAUUGUGAAUCUGACAAGCGCCGCUCACCGUAGCGGUCAAAUAAACAUGAAGGACUUAAAUUGGGAAAAUGAUUAUGAUGCUGGUAGAGCAUAUGGCCAAAGUAAAUUGGCUAAUAUUCUUUUCACUCGGGAAUUGGCAAAUAGAUUGAAAGGAACCGAUGUUACCGUGAACGCUGUUCAUCCCGGUAUAGUCGAUACAAACAUAACACGGCACAUGUCCGUAUACAAUAAUUUCUUUACACGAAUAUUCCUGAAGCCGUUUGCCUGGCCGUUCGUUAGAUCACCUUUGCAAGGAGCUCAAACUGUUUUAUAUGCGACAUUAGAUCCUAGUCUUGCAAAUGUUUCAGGAUGUUAUUUCAAUAAUUGCGAAAUCAAGGAUGUGACAGAAGAAGCCAAAAACGAUGAAAUGGCAAAGUGGCUGUGGAAAGUCAGUGAAAAAUGGACAAAAUUAAAUGUUACUUAAAUAAAUGUAUAAUAGAAGUAUAUAAGCAAUAUACAGUUCCAAGAUGUUUUUGAAA